GUUGAGAAGAUCAUCGAGCGCGAGAAGCCGUGGCUGAUCACGCUGACGCCUCCGUGCCGGAUGAUGUCCAGACUCCAGACCCUGAACCCUGUGCCAAGAGACAUGGGUAAGUGGAUCAGGGACUACAAGAAGGAGAUGGCGAGCUUCCUGAGGCAGUUCAAGGAGAAGCUGUGCGUGGUCAAGAGUGCUGGGUGCGCGCUGGAACUGAGAGAGCCCGAGACGGGUAAGAGUUUCGCGAAGAAGUGGCAGUCCCUGAAGAACGAUGGCCUGCUCGCGGAGCCUGUGGAGGCCCUGUGCGAGGGAGAACACGAGCACGUGCAAGCCAUCGCCGUCAUGAAGAACGGUAUAAAUCGCAGCACUUUCACCGAUACGUACCCGAACCCGCUGCUGGUGCGGAUCGUGCAGGGAGCCCUGGCGGCUUUGGAUGCCAGGCGGGCGGCGACGAUGCUGUCGGUGAUGAACCCUGAGGUGCCAAAGCUGACGGAGAACAACAUCAAG
Prorocentrum cordatum is the source of this 498-nucleotide messenger RNA. The record is from the annotation of a GenBank genome assembly. NCBI's taxonomy places the organism in Eukaryota, Dinophyceae, Prorocentrales, Prorocentraceae.